This is a messenger RNA of Fusarium graminearum PH-1, 444 nucleotides long. RefSeq lists its product as uncharacterized. The coding region runs from base 1 to 444 and encodes 147 amino acids. The transcript has 3 exons. The record is from RefSeq and is a predicted model, not a curated record. NCBI's taxonomy places the organism in Eukaryota, Fungi, Ascomycota, Sordariomycetes, Hypocreales, Nectriaceae.
AUGGUCUCAGUCAGGAAUCUCUUCGACAGGUCAACAAGCCAAUACGAUAACGCGCCGAGUCAUCUCCCACCGAAAGAGUGGUGGGAUGAGCUAGAGCUAGCGUUCCAGGGUUUGCAACGUUCUGCGAACUCACUGUCACUGGCUCUAGACGCGAGCCUCCAUUUUUCUGACGGCAUGACUAGCUUUAGUGUUGUCUACCCGAGAGCUUACUUCUCCCAAAUAUCAUAUAUGGUAACGAAUACUAUGGAAUUCCACUGUGGUUGUGAGGAGGCACCUCAUGAGUCUUUACUUUGCUACAAGAGUAACGAUGUCUUCAGGGCGACCCAGGUAAUGCAGUCUCAGAGAGGAGAUCUGACUCAAUGGCCGUCGAAACUGGAUGAUGGUGUUGUUCAGAUCCCACAGGGCAGUAAUGGUGAAGCUGUCGGAUAUCUCCUAUUCCAGUAA